CAUAUCUUCCCUGCUUUUCUCUUUUCUUUCUGCUCUGUCUUCUCUCUCUCUCUCUCUGCUUUUGCAAUGAAUGCAGCACUACCAUCCCCAUCCAUACACACCCACACUACUACUACUACUUUCCCUUAUUAAUACUCAAACCCCCUCUCUCUUUCACUCCUUUUCAUCUCUCUCUGCUCUUCUCUGAUCCUCAACCUUAUUCCCCUGCAUUCUCAGAAAGCUGGUUUCAUUAUCCUUUCAAAUAGCUUCAUUUGACAGUGGAGGAAAGGCCCCAUUUUUCUACACAGUUGAUGUGAGAUCUACAGUGGAAAAGAGAAGCAACUUUGUAGCAGAUGGGUUGUUGUGUCUCAACAAGAAGUAAAAGCACUUGUAGCAGCAGGAGCAAUGGAGAGAGGGUCUCUCCAUCUUGCUUGGAAGUUGGAUUCUGUGGGCAAAAGAGAGCAACAAGGAGAACAUUUUCUGAUCAUGUUAUUUCUCUACACCAUUUACCCUCCUUACCCAGCAGAAUUUUCGCUAAUGGAAAGAGCCGCGGGUCCUGCAUAUUCACGCAGCAAGGCCGCAAGGGUAUUAAUCAGGACGCCAUGAUUGUGUGGGAAGAUUUCAUGUCUGAAGAUAUGACCUUUUGUGGUGUCUUUGAUGGCCAUGGUCCACAUGGUCAUCUUGUUGCACGCAAAGUGAGGGAUACCUUGCCAUUGAAACUGCUUUCAUUUUUGCAUUCUGGUGAAUCAAAGAGAAAUGGGUCGGGUAAAGGUUGCUUCAAAGGGAACAUAAAACCUGACAGUGGAGAGUCUGAGAAUGAUUGUUCUGCCGAGGAUAAACUGAACUCGACAUGGAGAGAAGCUUUAAUGAAGGCAUACAAGGCUAUGGACAAAGAACUCAGGUCUCAUCCAAAUCUAGACUGCUUCUGUAGUGGGAGCACAGCCGUGACUAUAAUAAAGCAGGGUUCAAAUCUGUUCAUGGCCAGUAUCGGGGAUUCUCGAGCAAUCAUGGGAUCCAAGGACAGCAAUGACUCCAUGGUGGCAGUUCAGUUGACUGUUGAUUUGAAGCCUGAUUUGCCAAGGGAAGCAGAAAGAAUUAAGCGAUGCAAAGGUAGGGUAUUUGCUUUACAAGAUGAGCCAGAAGUGCCGAGGGUGUGGUUGCCUUUUGAUGAUGCACCAGGGUUAGCAAUGGCUAGAGCAUUUGGAGAUUUCUGCUUGAAGGAGUAUGGUGUGAUUUCCAUACCAGAAUUUUCUCACCGGCAACUUACAGACAGAGAUCAAUUCAUUGUAAUUGCCUCAGAUGGGGUCUGGGAUGUUUUAAGCAAUGAGGAGGUGGUUGAGAUUGUAUCUUCAUCCCCAACGCGAGCAUCAGCAGCUAGAACAGUGGUAAAUUCCGCUGCUCGGGAGUGGAAACUUAAAUAUCCAACUUCAAGGAUGGAUGACUGUGCUGUUGUGUGCUUAUUUCUGGAUGGGAAAAUGGACUCAGAAUCAGAUUAUGAUGAACAAGGCUUUUCUUCUGCAACCAUCCAGAGCAACCAUUCAGGCAACCCAAUUGAGUCAGAUGAUGGACAAAAAUCAGAGCCAUGUUUGCAGAGGAACUUCACAGUGAGAUCCUCGGAAGAAGAUGAGACUAAUGGAGCAGUACCUGUCGAUGUUGAAGAUGCAACAUCAUACGCUGAUGAUCAAAACUGGUCAGGUUUGGAGGGGGUAACUCGGGUAAACUCGCUUGUUCAACUUCCUAGAUUUUCUGAGGAAAGGCCAAAUUCAUGAUAGAUUAUUGUUAAUACCUGGUGCAACAGUGAUUUCAAGAUAGUAGAAUUUUGUGGAAGUGGUAUCAUUUUGAUGCUCUUUUGUUUACUAAAAGUACUUGUAGAAAACUAAUGCUUAGUUAAGGUCACAAAAUGUAAGUGUUUCAGCAUAAUGCAAGGCGGUGAUAACAGGCAUUGAGAUGUUUAUCUGUAUCAGAUUGCAUUCUUGCAAAGGUAAUCUUGAGAUAUAAUGCAACAUUUUUCAAGGGAAAA
Molecule: messenger RNA, 1999 nt
Organism: Lotus japonicus
Lineage: Eukaryota; Viridiplantae; Streptophyta; Magnoliopsida; Fabales; Fabaceae
Product: probable protein phosphatase 2C 52
Exons: 7
Coding region: 333-1748 (471 amino acids)
Biological process (GO): protein dephosphorylation
Molecular function (GO): protein serine/threonine phosphatase activity
Source: RefSeq, a predicted model, not a curated record